Ochlerotatus camptorhynchus is the source of this 2406-nucleotide messenger RNA. RefSeq names its product splicing factor 1 (gene SF1). The record is from RefSeq and is a predicted model, not a curated record. NCBI's taxonomy places the organism in Eukaryota, Metazoa, Arthropoda, Insecta, Diptera, Culicidae. Gene Ontology annotation, molecular function: mRNA binding; zinc ion binding. Gene Ontology annotation, cellular component: nucleus. Gene Ontology annotation, biological process: regulation of mRNA splicing, via spliceosome. The transcript has 6 exons. Bases 98 to 2185 code for a protein of 695 amino acids.
GUCAUAAAUUUUCCUCCUGGUUGUGCGCGUCACAAGUUUCUCGUGCUGGUGGAAAAUUGUGAUUUUUUGGUGAAAAUUAGCAACUAUUCGAGUGAAAAUGGUGUCCAAACAUAAGGAUAAGGUCCGUGAUCGGGAUCGUGAUGGUGAAUCGAGUCAUUCACAUGGAAAAUCACGUGAUGACCGCGACCGUCGCAGAUCCAGAAGCCGGCACCGUGACAAGGAUAGGGAACGAGAACGUGACCGCGACCAUCGGAGGCGCAGCAGAAGCCGAUCGAAGGAUAAACGACGGCGUAGCCGGUCUCGGAGCCGUGAUCGCAGACGUUCGCGGGAACGUGAGCGCUACGAUCGGGGCACUAGCCGUGCUUCGGAUCGCACGAACCGAGAGCGAGAAACCCGCGAGCAGGACAGUGCUUACGAUUACAAAGGUAUCGAGUUCACUCAGAGUGUAAUCGAAUCGAUGAUGUCGACUGCGGCGAAUGCGAAAAGUUUUGCCGAGUUGCUGAAUAGUUACAAUCAGCAGCAGCAAAUUCAACAACAACAGCAGCAGAUACAAGCCCAGAAGGCACUGCUGGAGGCGCACAAUGAAAACAGUCAAUCGUCGGAUGUUGGAAAGGACGGUCCAAGUGGCAGUGGAAACAACAGCGGCGGUGAAGGUGAUGCUCGGCGAAGAAAGAAGAAAUCUCGCUGGGCCGGAGGAGACCACGACAAAACAUUCAUUCCCGGAAUGCCUACCAUUCUGCCGCCCGGAAUGUCGCAGGAUCAGCAGGAAGCAUAUCUAGUUCAACUACAGAUCGAGGAAAUCAGCCGGAAGCUGCGCACCGGGGACAUGAUGAUACCGCAAAAUCCGGAAGAAAGAUCACCGUCACCGGAGCCGAUCUACAGCAGCGAUGGCAAGAGGUUGAAUACCCGCGAGUUCCGCACCCGGAAGAAGCUGGAAGAACAACGUCAUCUGCUAAUCCAAAGGAUGCAGUGCAUGAAUCCGGAUUUCAAGCCACCGUCGGAUUACAAGCCGCCGGUGAUUCGCGUCAGCGACAAGGUCCUCAUCCCCCAGGAAGAGCAUCCGGACAUCAACUUUGUCGGUUUGCUCAUCGGGCCCCGUGGAAACACCCUGAAGGCCAUGGAGAAGGACACCGGUGCCAAGAUCAUCAUCCGUGGCAAGGGUUCCGUGAAGGAAGGCAAAGUUGGACGCAAGGAUGGUCAGCCGCUACCGGGAGAGGAUGAACCGUUGCAUGCUUUCAUCACUGCCAGCAAUCCGGAGGCGGUCAAGAAGGCUGUCGAUCGCAUUAAGGAUGUCAUCCGGCAGGGCAUCGAAGUGCCAGAAGGUCACAACGAUCUCCGGCGAAUGCAACUGCGAGAACUGGCUCAGUUGAAUGGAACUCUGCGGGAAACGGACGGUCCUCGUUGUACCAACUGCGGCUCCAACGAGCACAAGACCUGGCUUUGUCCGGACAAGCCGAACAUUACGAACAAUAUAGUUUGUUCUUCGUGCGGUGGGGCAGGACAUAUUGCUAAGGAUUGUCGUAGCAAACGUCCGGGACAGGGUGGUCCACCAGCGAGCAACAACCAGGCCAAGAUCGAUGAAGAAUACAUGAGUUUGAUGGCGGAACUCGGUGAAGGACCCCCACCAGAGUCGAACAACCAGCAUAAUUCACAGGCAUCCAGAUCCUACGGUCUAUUCGAACCCAGACAAGCUCCACGUCCUCUCAUGCAAACGCCGCAUCUGCCGCCCCCACAUCCGGCUCCACCUGCGCCACCAACCACCAGCGCUCCUAUGCCUCUGCCUCCACAGAUGAGCCAAUGGAACAUGCCCCCGAUUCCUGGUCCUCCACCACCACCUCCAGGAGUAACCCCACUCAUGGCAUGGGGACAGCAACCACCUCCUCCAGGUGGUAGUCCAGAUAUGCUCCCUCCAGGCACAGCUCCUCUGCCUCGAUACCCUCAAAGUUAUCCACCACCACCCCCGGGAGUAUCGCAACCCCUAGCGCCGGGCACUGCCCCCGUCGGAAUGCCCUCUUGGAGCGGGAACAGCGGAUCGGGUGGCCCGCCACCUCUAAUGCCACCAGGAUCAUGGCAACCCCCAGGUGGCGCUCCCGGUACAGGCUUCAUUCAACCGCCACCCAUGCCAACCGGGCUGCCACCGGCUCAUCUUUUAAGUGCGCCACCCCCUCCACCUCCACCUUCAUAGAAAGUGGGUGGACAGACACGUACUUUGAUCUUUUACAUUACCGGAAAGCAGUAGGUAAUUUGUGUAAUAUUCAAUCGUUUCAGCUAGAUGGGACAAAUAAUGCUAACUAUGAUAACUUUUCCAUGGAUAAUUAUUAAAACAAAUAAUGAAUCAAAAAUUUAAGCUUGCUCUAGACGAACAGUUCUAAUGUAAGGCAUAAGUAGGAAAAUGAAGCUAAGGUC